Molecule: messenger RNA, 1701 nt
Organism: Impatiens glandulifera
Lineage: Eukaryota; Viridiplantae; Streptophyta; Magnoliopsida; Ericales; Balsaminaceae
Product: putative F-box/LRR-repeat protein At5g38386
Exons: 4
Coding region: 1-1701 (566 amino acids)
Molecular function (GO): protein binding
Source: RefSeq, a predicted model, not a curated record
AUGACAGACGAGAUUCGAAGAGCAUUAUGCAAGCACAAUAAGGAUAAUCCAAGCCUUACUCAAAAGCAAUUGCAAAAUGAGUUCAUAGUAACUAUGAUGAUGAGAAACAAAAGUCCAACCAAUGAAGAAGACAAAAGUGGAAAAACAUCAAAAGAGAUUGCACGAGAAGGGGUUGAUUACAUAAGUCAAGUGCCGAGAGAAAUUCUGCAUCACAUACUCUCAUUUCUUCCUUUUAAGCACUGGAUAAUUUUGGGCAUGGUUUCAAAACAAUGGCAAGAUCUUUUGCGUGAAACUCCAAUUUUGAUUUUCGACGAAAAUGAAAUUGUUUCGAAAAUGAGAAGACAAGUUCGCAGUGUAUUACAUGAAGAGCACCCUCGAAGUGAUGGGCUAGAUGAGUGCAAACAGAGAUUUGCAGGGUUUGUGAACCACGUUAUGUUACAUCACUCUAGUUGUCUCAUUAUAAAAUAUGCACGAUUAUCACUUCAAUAUGAACCUACAACAAGAUAUGCCUCAAAUGUUAAUAGUUGGGUUCACUUUUUGAUGACAAGAGAUAUAGAGAUGCUCGAGUUGAACUUUUCAUCAACACCAAACAUGUACUGUAAUCUAGGCAUUAUUGCAGCGAGGCGCACAAGAACAGCACAAACUUUUGAACUUCCUCAUCAGCCUUUUGAGCCCAAAUUUACAAGUUUCAUUUUGAGCUUCUGCAAACUUAAAGCAUUUAAAUUUGGAUGUUUCAUGAACUUAAAAGUGCUAUAUUUGAAAGAUGUGGACAUUCUAGACAGUUCUAUUGGACAACUAGUUUCAAAAUGUCCAGUCCUCGAAGAUUUAUACUUGGAGGGGUGCUCUGUAACCGAGAAAUUCUUUGUUUGUAAACAAGAUCUGAAAAUCAAGCAUUUGAAUUUGCUGAAUUGUUUGACAGAAAAGUGGCAAAGUUAUAUGAUUGACAUAUCUGUUCCACAAUUGACGAACCUGUUGAUCAAAGGAAGAUACCUCAGGAGUUCAGCCAUAAGAAAUGCAACCAAUUUGGUAGACUGCUCAAUCGACUUUGACAUGCAAUUUUCAUAUAUGGAACAGGGAAAUUUUCUAGCUUUGAUGAUGAUAAAUUUAAGAAAUUGCAAGACUCUAGCUUUAAGUAGCUGGUGUAUUCAGAAUCUUCCAAUAUUAGAUAUUGAAUUACGUCGACAACUACAUGGUUCAUUCACUAAUUUGACAAGCUUAAGGUUUGCUGUCGGUUAUGUGAAAAAAGAACUACCUGGAAUAGUCAUGUUAUUGCAGAGUUGUCCUUGUCUUGAGAGCUUGAUGUUGGAGAUUAAUCAUAAGGCUAAAGACAUCUUUUUUUUCAGGUUUGUUAAUAACACGUUUGAGCCAUAUCUACCGGAAGCUUUUCGCUUCGAUAACUAUCUUGAGAGUCUGACUCGAGACAUCUUUUGUCUACAAAACAGCCUCAAGGUUCUUAAAAUAUACGGGCUGAUGGGACGAAACGAGGUGAUACAUCUAUUAGAAUUUCUACUCAGAAAGGCACUAGUGUUGGAGAAUUUAGUCAUAUACCAUGAUUUGCCAGAAGAAUGUGGAACUCGAGAAUCAGCCCCGAGUAUUCGUGAGUUGCACAAGAGACGCACAUUGCAAGCACUAAGGGAUUUACCAAGGGCAUCUUCUGUUGUUCAAGUUUCUGUGGAAAAAGUUGAGUUUUGGGAUGAUUAG